UCUAAACUUUGAAACCCAAAAAACCCAUUAACUACAUCUCUAAAAAACAAAAUUAAUUCUACCUUUUUCUCUCAUAAUAAAACUCUGUCUGAACCUCGAAAUCCACCAUCACCAUCCAUCCUCUGUUUCAAACUAUCAUUAUUUGAUCCCUAUUUUUGUUCAAACACAAUCAGUAGUUAUUUUUCUUCUUCUUGUUGUAACACUACAAGAAACCAGGACGAUUUGGCGUUCUAAUAAUCUUUUGUUUUGAAAAAAUGGAAGAACAUAACUAUCAUUUUCAGACAAAUUUGAGUCCCAAAAUCUCAGAAAUAAGAGCUUCUCUCUCUCAGAUCAUAUUAGCAGGCGGACCAAACACACUCGACUCAGUCUUCUCAUUCCUCGCUACUUCCUCCGCCACAACAUCCCUCGACACUCUCAAUCCUCCGCCGCCGCAGCUCGGCUCCUCCGUCUAUCUCCACCAGCGAGAUCUUAUCGAGAGCUUCCACCUCCAAAACAGAGCAAUCUCCACUCCUCCUCCUCUGUUUUCUUCAUCGUUCGAUCAUCAAUCUUCUCCCGCCGCAGCUUUCGCCGCGGCGUUAGCGGCUGGGAGGACGGCGAAAAAGAAGAAGCUUUACAGGGGAGUGAGGCAGAGACACUGGGGAAAAUGGGUCGCCGAGAUAAGACUGCCGCAAAACAGAAUGAGGGUUUGGUUAGGUACUUACGAGACGGCGGAAGCCGCCGCCUACGCUUACGAUCGCGCCGCCUAUAAGCUCCGCGGAGAAUACGCUCGUCUCAACUUCCCAAAUCUCAAGGACCCGAGCGAGCUGCUCGGACUCGGAGACUCCUCUAAGCUAACAGCUCUCAAAAACGCCGUCGACGGGAAGAUUCAAUCUAUUUGCCAGAGAGUCAGAAGAGAAAGAGCCAAAAAGAGCGGUAAAGGAAGCAAAGAUUCUUCAUCAUCCUCGCCGGGAAGUCUGUCUUCUCCGGCGGCAACUGCCACUGCGGCGGAUUCAGAGGAUAGCUACUGGAACAGCAAGAAUAGUUCUCCUGCGUCGGUUUCUAUCUCCGAUGAAAUGCCGGCGACCACAACGGCGGCGGCCGAGGAAGACAUGAUGAUGGAUACUGAAGGAUUUUUACUUGCGAGGAUGCCGUCGUUCGAUCCAGAGCUUAUUUGGGAAGUUCUCGCUAAUUAAUUCACAAAACCGUGAAUUUUGAUCAUAAUCAUAUGGAGAGUAAGAGAAGACUUGGGGAUCAAGAAAUAUGAUGAGAAGAUUAGGGUUUUAGGUGUGAAUUAGGGUUUAUUAAAGUAAACAGGAUCUUUUGUCAAAAUCGUUCGAAAGUUGUUUUAAGUAAUGGAUAUAUUAGGGUUUUUAAUUAAAAUUUAAGCCUCGUUGUUUUUGAGAGAGGUUGUGAAAGCUCCUUUUUUGAAUUUAUAUUAUAGAGAUCAUCCAAGGACUUUCUGAUUGUACUUUCAACUAUUAUUAUAUGUAACAGUUUUAUUGUAGCAAAAUCUUCUGGAGGUUUA
Brassica napus (rape) is the source of this 1504-nucleotide messenger RNA. Its product is annotated as ethylene-responsive transcription factor ERF061. The record is from RefSeq and is a predicted model, not a curated record. The transcript has a single exon. Gene Ontology annotation, molecular function: DNA-binding transcription factor activity; DNA binding. NCBI's taxonomy places the organism in Eukaryota, Viridiplantae, Streptophyta, Magnoliopsida, Brassicales, Brassicaceae. Gene Ontology annotation, biological process: regulation of DNA-templated transcription. The coding region runs from base 255 to 1172 and encodes 305 amino acids.